AUGCUAUAUGAAGAGGGAGAGACUCACGAUGGGCUUAGUAAGUGCCUUUUUUCAACGAUCUGGACGCCCAGCAACCCCUACCGCCACACCUCAUCCCACCGUCGAACCCGUGUAUGUGUCGCCAUCACAUUUGGACUUCUGAUGUUCGGACUAGGUGUCUCAGUUGGAGCAUUCCUUCACGCAGUCAUGUUUCCUGAUGGAUCCCCGUCCAUUCUUAGCCUCCCGUCUUUCUUAAAAUCUGAUGCUCCGAUGGAUGCUGACAACUCGACUCUGAUCAAUCUUCGAAUAGCUGGUGCCGAGCUAGGGAGUAGUGUUGAGCUGGAGGACACUACGGUGGGGAGUGAGGAAGAGGAGAUGGUAGAAGAGGGAGAUGAGGAGGAGGAUGAGGUUGAAGAAAAGUCAGAAGAAAGUGAGGAGGAAGAGGAGAAGAUCAAGAAGAAGAGAAGGGGGAAGAAGGAGAAGAAGGAGAAGGUCGUAGAGGAGGUAGAGGAAGAGGAAGAGCAUGAAGAAACUGAGGAGCAGGAAGAGGAGCAGAGUGGAGAAAAGUUUGUCAAGGCUAAUAAGGAGUGCACCAACAUCACGUGGUACUCCUCACGACUUCCGCGCACCGCUGAACCAAUCGACUACGACUUGACCCUCCACCCGAAUCUUACGAAUGGAGAGGUUGAGGCAUCGGUCUCUAUCAGAAUAUUGAUUAAAAACGACACAAAGCUGUUGAUAUUGAACGCUGAGAAUUUGGAGAUGAAGAGUUUUGAUAUUACGAAAAAGGGCGCCAAGGUGAAGGCGGAUUUUGUAAAAUGCGCGGUGAUGACUCAGUGGGCCUGGAAGCUUGCAAAACGACUGCAUAAAGGAGAUCAUAUCGUUCUAACAAUUUAUUAUAGUGCGCAGAUGAAAUCCGAUCUUCAAGGGCUAUACUUCAGCACACAUCUUGGAACGGACGGGAAGAAAACAAAAUCAGCAGCAACACAGUUUGAGCCAACAUUCGCCAGAAAGAUGUUGCCAUGUUUCGACGAGCCUAAUUUUAAGGCAACAUUCCAAGUGGCUAUUAUAAGAAACCCCCACCACAUCGCAAGAAGCAACAUGAACAUCCUCAUAUCGAAGGAGUACAAAAACGGACUUAUCAAGGAUGUAUUCGAGAAGUCUGUAAAAAUGUCAACGUACCUAUUAGCCGUGGCAGUUUUGGAUGGCUAUGGAUACAUCAAGAGGCUGACCAGAAAUACGCAGAAAGCUAUUGAAGUACGGCUUUAUGCUCCUCAGGAUAUGCUCACCGGGCAGUCGGAGUUCGGGCUGGACACUACGAUUCGCGCGCUGGAGUUUUUUGAAGACUAUUUUAAUAUCAGUUAUCCAUUGGACAAAAUUGACCUCCUUGCCCUUGACGACUUCAGCGAGGGCGCUAUGGAAAACUGGGGACUCGUCACAUUUCGUGACUCUGCUCUACUAUUUAACGAACGAAAGGCUAGCGUGGUGGCCAAGGAGCACAUCGCUCUUAUCAUAUGCCAUGAGAUUGCUCAUCAGUGGUUCGGCAACCUUGUGACGAUGGAUUGGUGGAAUGAGGUGUUCCUGAACGAGGGAUUCGCCAAUUAUAUGGAAUACAAGUGUGUAGAGCAUUUGUUCCCUGAUUGGAGUAUUAUGAGCAGAUUCUACGCGGAAAACCUGGCAUUCAGCCAGGAACCCGAUGGAUUCUUGAGCUCCCGAGCCAUCGAGUCGGAUGAUGAUGAUAGUUUGUUGAACCUCUUCGAUGCAAUCAACUAUCACAAGGCAGCGGCGAUAAUUCACAUGAUUGCUGAGAUGGCUGGUCAGAAGAACUUUCAGAAUGCAUUGGUCGAAUAUUUGAACAAGUAUGCCUAUAGUAAUGCGAUUGGAGUGGAUCUAUGGAAGAUCGUAGAGAAGCACGCCAACCUCCAAGGCACCGUGUCAAUCCCAGAUCUCGCAAAGGCCUACACCACCCAAGUCGGAUAUCCCCUGCUUACUGUAGAAAGGACGGAUGAGGGGGUUCUGGUGCAUAAUCAGACACGAUUCUUGUUUGCAGAGGGUGAUAAGGCAGAGGAGAAGCGUGGGGAUUGGAAAUGGCCAAUUCCGAUUAGUUAUAGAGAUUCCGAGCACCGACGGAAGAAGCAGCACUGGAUUCAAGCGGAUGAUAAGAAUGUUACCUGGGAGACCACCUCCAACGACUGGCUGAUCCUUAACACAGGUGGUGUUGGAUACUUCAAAGUUCUAUACGACCCGGAGACCUAUCGAAAGCUUGUGAAACAGCUGCAGAGGAACCAUACUACCAUAUCACCAAUUGAUCGAUCAAUGAUUCUCGUGGACUCAUUUGAUCUUUCCAAAACAUCACUUCUCAAUAUUAGUGUAUACUUUGACCUGCUAGAAUACGUAGAGAAAGAAACAGAUAAAAUGACAUGGUCAAUUGUUGGCAAACAAUUGCGAACCAUUGAGGCGUUAAUCGAGGAGUCGGACUAUUUGGACAUAUACCAAGAUUUUCAACGAAGCCUGAUUAUGAGGCUGUAUGAGAGCCUGGAUUGGGAUGAGCAGGGAGCAAAUCCUAAUCAGAAACGACUUCAGGUGGACAUUUUUGCGGUCGCUUGCCGCCUUCAAAUCAAAGACUGCACGAAACAAGCCUACCAACGAUAUUUACAAUGGGUUAGCAGUGGAGUCCGAAACCCCGAGCAUCAUAUGAUAGCCCUUAUGGAGGGUGUGAAGCAGGGUGAAACAACGGCCUGGGAGCGGAUAUGGAAGGCUUAUAAGACUGCAACAAGCCCAUCGGAGAAGAAUAAUAUUAUUGGGGCAUUGACGAGUACCAAGGAUGCUUCACUGAUUAACAGACUCCUCAAGUACUGCCUGGACGGGAAGAUCAAGGCGAACCUGAUUCCACGUGUGUUCUCCUACUUCUCACUAAACCAGUCUACAAGGAACAUUGUCUGGAAAUUUUUCAAAACGCAUUUUGAACAGUUUCAUGGAAUACUCGGGAAGGGAUCGUUGAUGGCCAGUUGUGUGAAGUGUCUCGCCGAGCCAUUGAGCACUGAAACCGAGUUGGAGGAGGUGAAGGAGUUCCUGAAGAGUCAGAAGUUCGCCGAAGACGGUCUCAUCAAAAUGGAGAUGACUUACGAGCAAAUCGAGCUGAACAUCCAAUGGCGAAAACUCAAUGAAGGCCAGCUGGGCAAGUGGAUCAGCAGAUGGGAUGAGCGUAGACGGACACUGUACAGACGGAAGAGGCAUCGCCAUCACCAUAAACCUUUGUCCGUAUUUUGAUCUACCGGAUAUAUCUCUUAUUUUCCAUUCGUUGAAGGUGCUUUGUAAAGAUUUUCAGUUGGUUUUUUGAUUUUUUGGUUUUUUUGCAGAUUUUAUGGUUUAUACAUAUAAAGAAAAUUUCGA
Caenorhabditis elegans is the source of this 3372-nucleotide messenger RNA. RefSeq names its product Aminopeptidase (gene F49B2.6). Gene Ontology annotation, cellular component: membrane. Lineage: Eukaryota; Metazoa; Nematoda; Chromadorea; Rhabditida; Rhabditidae. Gene Ontology annotation, biological process: proteolysis. Gene Ontology annotation, molecular function: zinc ion binding; metallopeptidase activity. The record is from RefSeq and is marked reviewed. The coding region runs from base 1 to 3249 and encodes 1082 amino acids. The transcript is spliced from 18 exons.